Messenger RNA from Prosopis cineraria, 1210 nucleotides. Its product is annotated as V-type proton ATPase subunit E-like. Bases 160 to 879 code for a protein of 239 amino acids. The record is from RefSeq and is a predicted model, not a curated record. The transcript is spliced from 6 exons. Gene Ontology annotation, biological process: proton transmembrane transport. Gene Ontology annotation, molecular function: proton-transporting ATPase activity, rotational mechanism. Lineage: Eukaryota; Viridiplantae; Streptophyta; Magnoliopsida; Fabales; Fabaceae. Gene Ontology annotation, cellular component: proton-transporting two-sector ATPase complex, catalytic domain.
AAGGCGUGGCACAUUCAUAACUCAUAGUACAGUUACCACUUACCAAACUUCAGACGUAUCAUCGUCGCCCCUCGUAGCCGAUCUAUCCAGGAACAGCAAGCACUUGUUCCUCCGUUCUACUAGUUUUCACUCCAUCUUCUCCCUUACGCUCUCACAAAGAUGAACGACGCCGAUGUCUCUAAGCAAAUCCAGCAGAUGGUCAGGUUUAUCCGCCAGGAAGCCGAAGAGAAAGCCAACGAGAUCGCUGUCUCCGCUGAAGAAGAAUUCAACAUCGAGAAGUUGCAGUUGGUUGAAGCCGAGAAGAAGAAGAUCAGGCAAGAAUACGAGCGCAAAGAGAAGCAAGUCGAAAUUCGGAGGAAGAUUGAGUACUCUAUGCAGCUUAAUGCUUCUCGAAUAAAAGUUCUUCAAGCUCAGGAUGAUGUGGUUUGUUCAAUGAAAGAAGCUGCAUCUAAAGAACUUUUGAAUGUGAGCCGUGAUCAUCAUGUGUACAGAAACCUUCUGAAAGAUCUCAUUGUUCAGAGUUUGCUAAGACUGAAAGAACCUUCAGUCCUGUUGCGUUGUCGAAAAGAUGACCUGCAUUUGGUAGAGGAUGUGUUGAAUCCUGCUGCACAGGAGUAUGCUGAUAAAACAAAUGUUCAUCCACCAGAGAUUGUAGUUGACAAGCAAGUCUAUCUUCCACCUGCACCCACCCAUCAUGAUCCUCAUGGUGUCUUUUGCUCUGGAGGUGUGGUGCUGGCUUCUCGAGAUGGAAAGAUUGUGUGUGAAAAUACCCUCAAUGCACGAUUGGAUGUAGUAUUCCGAAAAAAGCUUCCUGAGCGAUGGAAGCUUGGCAAGCCUUCAUGGAGUGCAGCAUUUGAAGUUAUUCUGAAUCAUUGGUGAAGGUACCUGUCAAAGCUUCUGGUCAAGAGAUUGAUGGAGUGCAACAGCAUUUAACACACACCAGAGAAGUUUCUGAAAAUUAUGCUGAAUCGGCAUUCUACUUUCCUCUGCCACAUCGCAAACUCAUCCCUAAGAUGCAUCUUACAGCCAUGCUUCAUUUGAAUGGAUUAAAUCCUGUUGUAUAUGAAUUGACUGAAUCCAGACCUGUGGGCGGGGGGGCUUAAUGACUAAAAUUUGCUCUGGGCGGAAAUAGGCACUGAUUCCUAUUCGUCUAACAGAUUUCUUUGAACUAACAUCUAUUGGUUGGAUAAAUUGUAGGAUUUAUGAUUCA